Molecule: messenger RNA, 1352 nt
Organism: Vitrella brassicaformis
Lineage: Eukaryota; Vitrellaceae
Source: the annotation of a GenBank genome assembly
CUCCCUCACUCUGCACAUCAACAACAUGUGGCCACAAAACACCUACACAACAUUGUCAAAAUCGAUGGUGGGUGGAGUCAGGGGUGCGUCCAUCUUGUCAGCCCUCGGCGUCUUGAACGCGUCAGGCUGCUGCGUGUUGAGUGAGGUCUUGGGGGCCGCCUCUGCGGUGUCCGCCGGCAGGCCGUCAAGGUCCCACUCCAGAGGGUAAGACUCGCGCAAGUUACGCGUCAAAACCUUGCGCCUGUAGCAACACGUGUACACGUGUGUGUGUCACAGUCACAUGUCGAGUGAGUCUCUCUAUGGCGUGCGGUGCGGCGCAUACAUACCUGUAUCCAUCGACUGUGUCCGAGAAUAAGGGGGCGGGGUUUUCUGCUAGCUGGCGGUCGACCCUCUCGUACGCCUCAACACUCGUACCAACCGGCGCAUACUCAGCCUGACCACACAGACAGACAGACAGACAGACACGUGACGUGCGGACGGUAUGCAGGGACACACUGAUGCGUUCGCCCCCUCCAUGUUUCUCGUCAUCUUACCUGGUGAAUGAAUGCUCCUCCAGAGAGCCACUGAAUGGAGGCGAAGGCCACCAAGAGGGCAAUCGACAGCACUCCGAUGCUCAGCGACGUGGUCCGUCCCCUCCCGCCUUGCUGCGGGUUGCGGACCAAGUUGACCACAGACAGCAAGGGCAGGAAGAAACCCAGACCAAUCCGGGGAUCUGUCGAGAACAGCCCGUUGAACGGCACGUCCGCCUCCAUCUCCUGCCGCUCUCGAAUGCCGAUACGGUCCCGCCUGUUGGCGUACUGGGGGUUCGACGUGUUCUCCUCAAACUGGAAGCCGCGCCGCCUGUUUUGGCUGUCCAUCUCGUCUUCUUCGGGCAGGGACUCGGUGGCAGUGGACACGCCGUUGUUGGUGGUGCUGGCGGUCUUGCCGUCUGCUUCGGCGAUGCCAAGCUCCCGCUGGCGUUGUCUCAGCCGUGCGUAAAUGUCCUCAUCCUUGGACUCGUCAAACUCGCCCAGCAGCACGGUGGACGGCAGAGGGCGCCUGGCGGGGGAGAGGGAGGCGGAGCGGUGCAAAACUCCGGGCUGACGACGGAAGACACACACAAGACACGACGUGAUGAGAUAGAUAGGACUCGUUUGUUCGUCUGUCUGAUCUGCCUAUGUCUGUCUGUUGGCACACCUGUGCAUGUGGCGUGUUGCUGAAGGCUGCUGUAAGCGGUAAGAGGAUGCACAAGACCACACACGGUGCAACGACGCAUGGACGGUGUGACGACGCGGAAGACGUCUGGCUGCCCCAUGCUGUCCUCAUUGUUCAGUCCACGGCUGUGAUCCUCUGAGAUCCGGAGCAACUACGCG